AUGUCUAACCGCGAGCCAGCACGCUCGUGGCAGCAAAAUUUCCAAAAGGAGUGCCGCACCUUUGUAAAACAGGCAGAAGCCCUAGCUGCUUACGCUAGGAAAUACCCGGACGAUGAUGAGUAUGAGCACACCGACAAUAUUUGUGAAGGACUUGUACGACUAUGGUCUCAAUUAGCGUACGUAAAAGACACCGGACUUGAUAUGGUUGCGGAAACGCCCAAAUGUUCUCUCGUUCGCGAGGAUCGCCAAUAUUGGUUCAUUCGGGCUUUGGCAGACCAGACGGAGUUUGAAGAUGAGUGCGAUGAAAUAGAGGCCCGUCUGGAUGGACUGUUAGCGAAGGUUGGACAGCAUGAGUUAGAGAACCUUUGGGUUGCUGGGUCCGUAAAAGUCGUCGGGGCAUUAGGCAAGGGUUUACCAGGCCAUGUGGUAAUCCCAUCAAAGGAAGUAGAAGAGGCGGAGCUCCCAGAUCUUCCCAAAAUAUGGUCCUGCAUGUGUCGAGCAAUAAUGAAAGGACCAACUACCAAGUACUUUUUGAGUGGUAUUACUGCAAUUAGAACAGAUAACACCCGUCCCUACAUCGUCCCAAAAAGCCGUAGUAUGGCGCGAAUCGGUGGGAGAACACCUCAUCUGCAACACGAUGACACCUUCGUUCAAUUCUACGCAGCAUCCAUCAGAAGACAACCAAGUGAAUUCAAAGACGAACACAUCGGAUUUGUUGUCCAUGCCCACUGCUGGGCCCUUCUUAACCACAUCAUACCAACAACUUUGGUCGAAAGGAAAUUGGAGAAAUUCAUUUGUGCUGCCCAAAAAUACUGGCGUGGCCAUGAAUUAUGGGGAAGCAAUGAUGCCAUGCUUAAACUUGUCAAGCAAUAUGACUUGCUACAUACUAAUUCAGAGCUGAAAUCCCCGUUUAAGUAUGGCUGCGAUAUCUAUAAGAAUCCUCUUAUAGUUCCCGAGAUUCAAAAAGCAAUUGAUAGGGCAAGGAAAACCGGGAAGAAAUAUACAAAGCCCCAUACUAAUUACAGUCACGUACCGUUGGAUAUUGCGAUCCUGAUCGCUGAGCGGAUUUGUCCUAUUGACUAUACACUGGAUGAUGUGAAGAAUACACGAAAUAUGCUUUCUGCGUGGCAGUGGACAUUGCCUGACGGGUUUUGGAAGAGGCGACUAAAAGAGGAGGAUAUACUAUUCGAAUUGGAGUCACUUAAGGAGGAGGACUACUCAAUCGAUUGGCAAAGUCUACGGCUUGAUUUGAUGGCUCUUGUUUCUGAUCGGAAUUGGUAUAAAUUAAGCGGCUUGGCGAAUCGUGUGCGAGUACUUAGCUUUAUGACUGCUAUCACGUCGGAUUUUCUGGAAAUGACCUAA
Penicillium griseofulvum is the source of this 1362-nucleotide messenger RNA. RefSeq lists its product as uncharacterized. The transcript has 4 exons. Lineage: Eukaryota; Fungi; Ascomycota; Eurotiomycetes; Eurotiales; Aspergillaceae. The coding region runs from base 1 to 1362 and encodes 453 amino acids. The record is from RefSeq and is a predicted model, not a curated record.